This is a messenger RNA of Solanum lycopersicum (tomato), 1678 nucleotides long. Its product is annotated as anthranilate phosphoribosyltransferase, chloroplastic. Gene Ontology annotation, molecular function: anthranilate phosphoribosyltransferase activity. Lineage: Eukaryota; Viridiplantae; Streptophyta; Magnoliopsida; Solanales; Solanaceae. Gene Ontology annotation, biological process: L-tryptophan biosynthetic process. The record is from RefSeq and is a predicted model, not a curated record. Gene Ontology annotation, cellular component: cytosol.
GGAAUAACAUAUUUUUUAUUUCCAUAUAUGAUUGUUAUUCCUUCUGUUACCCUUUGAGCAAACUUGUUUCCCCAUAUUUAUUGCACCCAAAAAUCCCUUCUUCAGCUUCACUUCAUUAAAUUGGGUAACUGAAUCAUCUGUUUUAUUCUUCCUCUGCCAUGGCUCUGUUUCAGUGUCGAAUUCCAUUUUCAGCGGUAUCUCCAUCUGUUUCUCCAAGAAUUGAAUUUACAAAAUUGUUUCUUGGAAAUAGUAGUAACCCAUUUGUUAAAACUACCCAAAAGAAGUUUUCAUCUCUUUGCUAUGCUUUGAAAAAUUCCAAUAAGCAUUCAUCCAUAUCCACAUUUAGUGAGUUGAUUGAGGCUUUAAUUAGUGGGAAAGAUUUGACGGAAUCUGAAUCAGAAGAUUCUCUUGAUUUCUUGUUGGAUGGUGCUGAUGAAGCUUUGAUUAGUGCUUUUCUUGUUCUUUUGAGAGCUAAAGGAGAAACCUUUGAAGAAGUAGUGGGAUUGGCAAGGGCAAUGAUAAAGCAUUGCAGACAAGUUGAAGGUUUAGGUGACGCAGUUGAUAUUGUUGGGACAGGAGGGGAUGGAGCAAACACGGUGAAUAUCUCAACAGGUGCCUCAAUUCUUGCUGCAGCUUGUGGUGCAAAAGUAGCCAAGCAAGGGAAUAGAUCCAGUUCAUCCGCUUGUGGGAGCGCAGAUGUAUUGGAAGAACUAGGUGUUGCCAUUGAGCUGGACCCUGAGGGGGUGAAAGAGUGUGUAAAUCAAGCUGGAAUUGGUUUCAUGAUGUCUCCGAUCUACCAUCCGGCAAUGAAGAUCGUCAGACCUAUCAGAAAAAAGCUGAAAGUAAAGACGGUGUUCAACAUCUUGGGACCUAUGUUGAACCCAGCAAGAGUGCCGUUUGCUGUAGUAGGAGUUUACAAAGAAGACCUGGUCCAUAAAAUGGCUAAAGCAUUGCAAAGAUUUGGCAUGAAAAGAGCAUUGGUUGUUCACUCAGAAGGCCUAGAUGAGAUGAGUCCUCUUGGCCCUGGAUUAGUCCUUGACGUCACACCAGAUAAUAUUGAGAAGUUCUCCUUUGAUCCAUUGGACUUUGGCAUCCCUCGUUGCACUCUUGAAAGCCUACGAGGUGGAGGUCCAGAGUACAAUGCCGAGAUGCUCAGACGUGUGCUGUCAGGAGAAAAAGGGUCAAUUGCUGAUGCAUUUGCACUAAAUGCAUCAGCUGCUCUCCUGGUAAGUGGACGCGUUGAUAAUCUGGCUGAAGGAGUGGAAUUAGCUCGCGAGACACUACUCUCUGGCAAAGCGGUGAAGACACUUGAUCUAUGGAUAGAAGUUUCCAAUACGGUGAAGGAAGCAGUCUGCAUGAACUGAUGGAAUACGCCAAGCUGACCACGUUAUAUUCUCGGGGCUCAACAGCUUUCCCUGCUCUGAGUAAUGGUUAAAAGAUUCAAAAUCAAAGAAAAAGACUGGAUAACACAACUCAACUUGCAAUUUUGGUUUGUAAAAGGAUUAGAAUAAAGGGUUGAAAGAGAACAAAAAAUAAAUGUAAACUUUGGCUUGUGAAAUUUGCAAGGCAACUGUAGAUUUCUGUGGAAAGCAUUGUUUGUAAUACUUACUUGUGACGAUAACCAAGCAAAGCAAGUGGCUCCUUGUUAGUUGUUGGCCAUUAAAUUUUUUUUUUAUCA